This is a messenger RNA of Phragmites australis (common reed), 1476 nucleotides long. Its product is annotated as formin-like protein 20. The record is from RefSeq and is a predicted model, not a curated record. The transcript has 2 exons. Bases 541 to 1296 code for a protein of 251 amino acids. Lineage: Eukaryota; Viridiplantae; Streptophyta; Magnoliopsida; Poales; Poaceae.
UAUCAGCAUGACUGCGUAAUUACUGGAAUACCUACCGAGUCCGGCAAACCCACACACGUGUGGAGUAGCAACCGAAGUCUAUCUCUGCAUCCUCACCGCGACCUUUUGAGCUCCGCAUGACAAAUGUACACCAUGCAGUCAGCCUCCUCCUCAGAAGGCCGGCAUUUUCCUCCGCUCCGAAACGCACUUCAUCGGCAGAAUAUAUUCGGCCACCACUUGUUCGCUCAAACUUCUAUCCUCGAAAACGAGGACCAUCCCUUUAUGUCUUCCGCCACUUCGGCCGAUGCCUUCCGUCGAGGAAAAAAGAACCGUUUAGGUAGCAGAUCAUUGUUGUUGGAUUCCCUCUUCUCCCUAGCAGCGGCAGCGGCAGCGGCAGCGGCAGCGGCAGCACCAACCAGGCAAGUACCCGUCUUUAUAAGGCCUUCUCCUUUCAUCUUGUCGCCGCGAUCUGGAGGAGCUAGCAUGUAUCCCGCACGCGAACGCGCACGGGCACACGCGCGCCAACGGCACCACCACCCUGCGAGGUAGGGAGUGAGAGACAUGGGUUGCUAUCCUCCCCUGGGCAAGAUCGUGUCCAAAGCGCUCGGAAAAUGCUACGGGCGCGAGAGAUGGAGGGAAGAGAGGAUGGACUACGCCAUGGCCUACCCGCCUGGCCCGCCCAUGGAGACCCACUGCAUGCGCCCAGUGGCGCGCACAGUGACCUUUGCCAGCACCAACUCCGUCUACGUGAUCCCGCCGGAACCGACGCCGCCGCUGCCGCAGUCGAGCCCACCACCACCACCAGAGCACCAUCACCAACAGCCGCAAACACCACCCCAACACGAGCCCGACCACCACCCCGACCCACCCCAACCCCAAGCACAACCCCAACCGGAGCCACCCGCGCAAACGCAGGACGCGCCACCGGCCGAGCCGAAGCCGCCGAAAGGCCCGAAGCGAGGCAAAAACAAGCAGCUCAGUCGCGUCCGGUUCGGCUCCGAACCUCCACCACCGCAGCAGCAGCAGCAGCAUGGGCCGAGCGAAGACAACAGAGGCGACGCGGCUGGCCAGGGCCUGCACGGUCACGGGCCUCACGGCGCAGGGCCGGCGCAGGGGCAGGGGCACCUGUUCCGGUACACGCCGUCGCCGUUGCCGAGGUGGGAGGCGACGCCGAAGCGGCACGAGUACUUCUCCGGGGAGUACAGGAGCUACUACCCGACGCCGGUGCGCGAGGGCAUCUACAGCAUCGCCACUGACGCCAACAGGCUCACCACCAUCUUCAGCGAGGAGAACCCCAACGCCUGCACGAUAGUCUGAAUGCGACGGCGAGGAAUAAACUGUUUCAUUCAUGCAAUCACUUCCCUCUUUCUUUGGUUCUUGGAUCAGUGCAGGAAUCGUGAGCCAAGAAUCUGGUUCUUGUAGGUUUUGUAGAUAAGGAAAAGGAGAAUAGUUUCGAUUCGGAUGAUAUGAUGAGAUGAACAUUCGUUUGUGCGCCCA